AAGGUGCAAAUGACUUUCUUGAGUUUGUUAAUUUGAUCAGUAUACGUAGUUGUUUUUAAUAAUUCAGGCCCAAAGAGGACAUGUCAGAACUUGAAUUAAUUCUAGCGUGUGGGUAGUCACCGAAAAGUUAUGUUUUGACUUGAAGAGGACUGUUAAUUAGAUAUUAGAGAUUUCCUAAUAAAAACUUAAGGACAGGUCUAUUUUAAAUUUUUUCCUUAGAAACUGGGAAUACUUUCGUCCUUAAAAAUACAGGUGAAGUCAAGUAACCAAUGUAAAUAAUGAUCCACCCUCUUCCCUGCCCUCCAUAAUAAAAACUUAAGGAGCGGGUCUAUUUUAAAGUUUUCCUUCGAUGUUAGUCCUUAAAAAUAUAAAUGAAAUUAACUAACAGGUGUCUGUGGGAUUCACCCUCUCCCCUCCCCACAUCCUUAAAUGAAGUCCCUCCCACUUCUAGAACGGGAGCAUCUGUCUUGCUCCUUUAAGUACAGAAACCUUUGCUUCAUGUGAGUAAGAGCGUCUUCAUAGGAGCGUCCACCUCCUGUUUCAGAGGCAUGCUCCCUAAAACGCGACACAGCAUUCACCUGUAGCUCCGUGGUCGAAAUGUGUUCCAGAAUUUCAAAUUCAGACCCAUUUCUCCUGCUGUAUUCCAACACCUGCACUGAUGAUUGGAUUAUUUGAAGGCUUGUAUGUAAAUACGCAGUUGGCUAGAGUUGAGCUGGAAGAGCAAAAGAAGGAGAAGAGUUGUGAAGUCACACCGUCAGGCAGUAACGGCGAGGCACGGGGACAGACCCUGGAGAAAACGUGUUGCCGUGUCAUUGUCAGGGGCCACGCUGCCGCCCUCUGCUCCUUAGGUCAGGACGAUUGAUGUUGGACGUCAGCUGUUGGUUUGCAUGGACCGGAAGCAGACGUGGUCUCAUUCCGUGCCCUGGCCGGGGAGGGUCUGCCCUGGGCUGUGGGGUCUUGUUCCCCCUUGGGACCACAGCCGCUCUUGCAGACCGGAGCCGUGCCCAAAAUGGCAGCCCGCGUUCUGAAGCCUGCAGGCUCUCUCUGUCACUGCGGCUGUGACACCUAUGUGGUCCUCUUUACUGCUGCUCUGCCUGAUUGGGAAAGGUCUGUCCAAAAGCCUAAAAGCAAAGGUCUAGAAAUGGAUGUUAGGACACAGCAUGAUGCUCCCAGAUCACCAGGAGAACAGUACAUGUGUACCUCGUUCACUUCUGCAUCCCCACUUAAUAAGCACCCAACGGAGAGCUGUCGAACACAUUUCAGUUUGCAGUUAAGGCUGGCCAGUAAGAGAUCAGGGAUCAUAAUUUAAGACCUAAUUUGGUCUUAUCUUUAAUUACUGUGGAGUGACCUGUUUUUACCUCAAUUUACAAAACUUAACAAUCACCCCUUGUUCUUUGGGAGGGAGAGCGCGAAGGUCGCUAGUGCCAUCUAGUGGUGGCCCACAGGUUUGAAAAGCCGCAAAAAUGGGAGGAAAAAAUGCACCUGCUCGCAUUCCAUUGACACCUUAUGCUCUGUGCGGAAAAGGUGAUGGUAUUGAUUGGGGUAGAAUAAAUCAUCAAAUAUAAAGCAGAAAGAAUAAUGACAGGUGACAGAAUAGGCCAGUGAUGUGUUUUUCAUUAAAUUUUAACGCUAAUCAGUACAUUUAUAAUUUAGCAUCAUUCUUUACAAAGUCUUCGAAUUCUUUCCAGCUGAGCAUUCGAUCCCAGAGGGUGUUUGGUGUCGUUCUACUCAGUGGCACAUCCACCAAACACUUUAGGAAAGAUGGAAUUGUGUUUUGUACCUUUACCUUCAUCAUGACAUCACCACCACCCUGUUAACUGACGCACCAGAAAAUCUCCCAUUUCUCCCGAAGAACAUUCUCCCGAGUGUUGUGCCAGCUUCUCUCCCAGUGGGGUAACCCAGGGGCCUGGGUAGGGAGCGGAUGUGGUUACUGAGGGACUCGCGGGGCCCCGGCUAGGCUGGGAAGGCUCUUAAGGGCAUGGGGUCUGUGUGACCUUCAGAGGGAGACCCCAGCCCGUUUCCUAAUGCGUCGCCAAGGCCGACGGGGGGUGAGCACCACACUGCCCGUCAGAGUCUGCUCUGCUCUUUCCAGGGCUUUAGGCUCAGUGUGUCCAGCACCACCAGCGCUCACUCACUCUUGUCACUCAUUUGUACACUCCCACCUCUGCUUUAGAAGUCUUCCCCACAGGCUUCCGAUGGCAGGUCAUUGCAUUCUGGCUUGAUCUGUGAAGGCCUGGGGCUCGGGAGAGCAUUCGCUCAGGCCGGAGCAGUAGUGGCCCCGGGAUAGCCGGUCCUCGGUGGGCAGAGGGCAGGUUUCAGGGCCAGGAGCAGGGGUCCUGGUGUCUCUCCUUGUCUGUGACAGGCGGUCCUGGCGUCUUGAAGUCAGUCGUGUCUUUGGAUCUCAGAGUUUCCUGCCUACAGGGAAAAUCAGAGAUGUUGAAAUGAUUGUAUAUAUGAACCUAAAAGAGGCUUUUUUUUUUUUAAUUGAAUACUAUUUCCACCUUGGAGUUUGAUUGCAGCUGAGCAGAGGGUUGAUGGGAGGCCUUGGGGAUUCCCAGUCUCUCCGAGGAUAGUUCUAUCGAGACAGGGCAAUUAUCUUCUAAAUGAGAAGUGGACUCCCAGGACAUCCAACCGCCCUGUAAUCACAGGCCAGUUUUUAAAAGAGGUGGUGGAUCGUCAUUUGGGAUUAUCCACGCCUAUUUCCCUCCGUUAGGGUAUUUCAUUUCUAAACCACACUGACUUACACUUCCCAUCUCCCAGUUUUAAGACACUGUUCCCAUUCAUUCAUUCAUUCAUUCACUCGUUGGUGUGUGUUUGGUACAUUUUUUUUUUUUUUUUGGAGCUCCAGUGGCGGCGGACAAGGCAACGUUCAGACGCAGUGAGGGGCCUUACGCUGUUUUUACUCGUGAUACGUCCCAGCCCCUCCUGUGGAGUGUGGUAGGAACGCGAUGGGAACGCCGAGAGAGGCGGAGAACGUGGAGCGAGCACCCUCCGCUGACACGGGAGAGCCGGCGUCCCGUAGCCUGGUCCCUUGGGCCUUUGUGCUGUGGGCAGCAGCUUGGUGGUGCUUGGCAGAUGCCGUGAAGAAGGAGGUCCAGGUUUUGGAGACAGGUUGUGGCCGUGGUGCCUUGUGACUCCACUAUUGUCCUUCUGGCUCCCGGGCCUGGGACGUCAGGCAGGCAGAGGAGGACCCCGUGUGUGCUGCGAGAUACGUCACCGUGCACAGUGAAGCUUGAUGUCUCUGUGUCUUUACAUUUCUCCAAACCCUGGCAGUAUCUCAUGUCUUCGUGGCCAGUGUUUGGGCCCUGCUAAGUCCUCCACAUCCACAGGGAGCCGGCCUGAGAACUCCGUGACCUUCAAUCCUUACGAGCCAGACCGGGGGCCCUGGCCCACGGACAGAGAUGCCCAGAGAGAAGCCAUGCCCAUGGACACCGAAGUGUACGAAAGCCCCUACGCUGACCCGGAGGAGAUCAGGCCCAAGGAGGUCUACCUAGACCGCAAGCUGCUGACCCUGGAGGACAAUGAGCUGGGCUCUGGCAACUUCGGGACCGUGAAGAAGGGCUACUACCAGAUGAAAAAAGUUGUGAAGACAGUGGCUGUGAAGAUUCUGAAGAACGAGGCUAAUGACCCGGCUCUUAAAGAUGAGUUAUUAGCAGAAGCGAACGUCAUGCAGCAGCUCGAUAACCCUUACAUCGUGCGCAUGAUCGGGAUAUGUGAAGCCGAGUCCUGGAUGCUGGUUAUGGAAAUGGCAGAACUGGGUCCACUCAAUAAAUAUUUACAGCAGAACAGGCACGUUAAGGAUAAGAACAUCAUAGAGCUGGUUCAUCAGGUUUCUAUGGGAAUGAAAUAUCUGGAGGAGUGCAAUUUUGUGCACAGAGAUCUGGCUGCAAGAAAUGUAUUGCUGGUCACUCAACAUUAUGCCAAGAUUAGUGAUUUCGGACUUUCCAAAGCACUUCGUGCUGACGAAAACUACUAUAAGGCCCAGACCCACGGGAAGUGGCCGGUGAAGUGGUACGCUCCAGAGUGCAUCAACUACUACAAGUUCUCCAGCAAGAGCGACGUCUGGAGCUUUGGGGUGUUGAUGUGGGAGGCGUUCUCCUACGGGCAGAAGCCCUAUCGGGGCAUGAAAGGCAGUGAAGUUUCGGCUAUGCUGGAGAAAGGAGAGAGGAUGGGGUGCCCCACCGGGUGUCCAAGGGAGAUGUACGAGCUGAUGAAGCUGUGCUGGACGUAUGAGGUGGAGAAGAGACCCGGCUUCGAAAACGUGGAGCUGCGGCUGCGCAACUACUACUACGACGUGGUGAACUAAGGGCCCCACGCCCUGCGCCGCUGCCGGGGGCAGGGGAGCGGUCACAGCAGAGCCCGCCCAACGCAGGGAUUUCGAGAGCGUCCACCUCUCUCUCUGCCGUCGGGAGAGGCCAGCCUCGUGCGGGACACGACCGUCGUCCCCAAAGCCUGCCCCGGAGCACGCCCUCCGCAGAGCACACCCUCCCCGAGGAGCCCGGGAAGAAAGACGGCAGGACCGGAGGGGGCCCGUGGAUUCCUUUGUGUUUCUCGCCUGUGCGGUUUGCAGGACAGGUUCCAACGAGGAUCCAUGUGGGCAUCCGAAUCU
Messenger RNA from Callorhinus ursinus (northern fur seal), 4609 nucleotides. It is a transcript of the gene SYK, whose product is annotated as spleen associated tyrosine kinase. Lineage: Eukaryota; Metazoa; Chordata; Mammalia; Carnivora; Otariidae. The record is from RefSeq and is a predicted model, not a curated record. Gene Ontology annotation, molecular function: non-membrane spanning protein tyrosine kinase activity; ATP binding. Gene Ontology annotation, cellular component: cytoplasm. Gene Ontology annotation, biological process: intracellular signal transduction; protein phosphorylation.